Scatophagus argus is the source of this 1800-nucleotide messenger RNA. It is a transcript of the gene ctu1, whose product is annotated as cytosolic thiouridylase subunit 1 homolog (S. pombe). The transcript has 3 exons. NCBI's taxonomy places the organism in Eukaryota, Metazoa, Chordata, Actinopteri, Scatophagidae. The coding region runs from base 164 to 1195 and encodes 343 amino acids. The record is from RefSeq and is a predicted model, not a curated record. Gene Ontology annotation, molecular function: tRNA binding. Gene Ontology annotation, cellular component: cytosolic tRNA wobble base thiouridylase complex; mitochondrion. Gene Ontology annotation, biological process: tRNA wobble position uridine thiolation.
ACUUCCUGUUUUCCGGUGAAGAAGAGACACAUGAUGAAACAACAUGCUGCUUUAUUCAGUCGUGUAACAGUGAGGUUGUUUAGGUGAGGAAAGCUUCAUUACAGCGUGUUUUCACAGUGAACCUCCGCCCACAUUGUGAGACGCUUCAAACUUUGCCGUCGAGAUGCCCGUCCUGUGCAGCAGCUGUGGUGAGAAGCGUGCGGCGCUGAAGCGUCCGAAAACGGGCCACUCGCUGUGUAAGGAGUGCUUCUUCUGGGCCUUCGAGGAGGAGGUGCACCAGACUAUCGUUUCAGCAAAGCUCUUCAGACGUGGGGAGACGGUGGGAAUCGCCGCCUCGGGUGGAAAGGACUCCACGGUGCUCGCGCACGUCAUGAAGCUCCUCAAUGAGCGGUACAGCUACGGCCUGGAACUGAUGCUCCUCUCGGUGGAUGAGGGGAUCACUGGUUACCGUGACGACUCCUUGGAGACGGUAAAGAGGAAUCAGCAACAGUACGAGCUGCCGCUGAAGAUCGUGUCGUACGAGGAGCUGUACGGCUGGACUAUGGACGCUAUAGUGAAGCAGGUGGGACUGAAAAACAACUGCACCUUCUGCGGAGUGUUCAGACGGCAGGCGCUAGACAGAGGAGCCAUCAUGCUGAAGGUGGACAAGAUAUGUACAGGUCACAAUGCUGAUGACGUGGCAGAGACGGUUUUGAUGAACGUCCUGCGAGGGGACAUAGCUCGGCUGCGCCGCUGCACCGCCAUCUCCACGGCCAGCGAAGGCGAUGGCGUCGUGCCGCGCUGCAAGCCCCUCAAAUACGCCUACGAGAAGGAGAUUGUUUUGUACGCGUACUUUAAAAAGUUGGACUACUUCUCCACUGAAUGCAUCUACUCUCCCAACGCCUACCGCGGCUACGCCAGGACCUUUCUGAAGGACCUGGAGAGCAUAAGGCCCAGCUCCAUUAUGGAUGUCAUCCACUCGGGGGAGAACCUGUCUGUGCGGGACGGCGUGAAGAUGCCCGUGCAGGGAACCUGCAGCCGCUGUGGCUACAUCUCCAGCCAGCCUCUGUGCAAGUCGUGCGUCCUGCUGGAGGGGCUGAACCGAGGCCUGCCGAAGCUGGGCAUCGGCAAACACCACCGGCUGCACGACAAAAUCCUGUCCCAGCAGCCCCUCACUGAGAGGGAGGAGAGAAAGCUGAAAGCAGUGGACUUCUGACUCUUUACUUUUAUUUACCGUAAGACUAAAGACACGUCAUGAACUUUUAGACUCAACCACAUUUUACACAGAAGAAGCCAAAUGAGUCACUUCUCCUGUUUCUUUUCAUUUAUCAUCAGUUGAAUAUUUAUUGAAUGUUUCUGGGGAAUAUUUUUAAUCUAGUGACAAACCUGUCAGACGUGAAAAGAGACGCCUUGUACACGUGCUGUCCAACGCUUUCCUGAAUCUUUGUUGGUCUUGAAGUGCGCAUGUAUGACAGCCAUGACGACAGGAGAUGGUGGAAAUGUUUUCAAAGCUUUGGCGGAAGGUUUGGGUCAUUCAUAAACUUUAAGAACCAGCAUCUCUUGAAUUUCCAAACACUGAGUAUUUAAGCACAGAGAAACCUCAGUGCACACCUGCAGUGUGUGUGUGUGUCAGGUGCAGAGACGAGCGCACAGGUGUGUGUUUCCGCUGCAGUAGAACCUCUCGGCGAUGGUUUUACUUCUUUAUUUCCUGUUACCUCUGAUGUCCCAGUCCUCCCAGUCUCUGAGGACAAUUUGACGGUGGUUAUUGUCACAUUUCAAGGGGUUUUAUGAACUAUAAUUUAAUAAAUAAAUUGUCCUACA